Messenger RNA from Haliaeetus leucocephalus (bald eagle), 5900 nucleotides. It is a transcript of the gene ADAMTS7, whose product is annotated as ADAM metallopeptidase with thrombospondin type 1 motif, 7. The record is from RefSeq and is a predicted model, not a curated record. The annotation marks the transcript as partial. Gene Ontology annotation, biological process: proteolysis; extracellular matrix organization. Gene Ontology annotation, molecular function: metalloendopeptidase activity. Gene Ontology annotation, cellular component: extracellular matrix. Lineage: Eukaryota; Metazoa; Chordata; Aves; Accipitriformes; Accipitridae. The transcript has 23 exons.
UUCUUCCCAGAGCGUGCUCUGCCCUACUCCAGCAGCGACAUUGUUCAUCCCAUCAAGGUUGACGAGAGCGGAUCGUUCCUGUCCUACGAUUUGUCCCAUCGAGCACUUCACCGAAGGUCUCCUUCCUCCAGGAGCAAGUUUCUCGCCUUCUAUGAACUGCAUUACAAAGGACAGCCCCUGAAAUUCAACCUGAGCAUUAACAACAAUCUCCUGGCGCCCGGGUUUGUCAGUGAGAGGCGAUACGGGGGGAUCGCCAAUGCCAAGAUCCAGUCUCACACGUACAACUCCUGCCAUAUGAUCGGGGAGGUUCGGAGCCAGGUGCUGACAGGAGGUCUGGCCGCGCUCAGCACAUGUGAUGGCCUGAAAGGUGUGUUUCGGCUCAUGAACGAGGACUAUUUCAUCGAACCGGUAUCCACCAGCUUUCAGGAGGAUGGAGUGGCGCAGCCCCACAGGAUAUACAAGCGCCAGGUGCCUGAGCACGGGCCAGAGCAAGGCAGGAGGCCACUAGCUCCACGGGAAACCUGUGGUGUGCAAGAAUCUCAGGAAAACCUGGAGAGGUCUGAGAAACGGAGGGAAAGAUGGGAACAGAAGCAGCACAGGAAGAGAAGAAUAAAGCAGCGCUCCAUCAGCAAGGAGAAGUGGGUGGAAACACUGGUGGUAGCAGACACCAAGAUGAUAGAAUACCAUGGGAGAGAGAACAUAGAGAAGUAUGUGCUGACCGUGAUGAACAUGGUGGCCGGUCUGUUCCACCACGCCAGCAUUGGGAACCCCAUCAACAUUGCAAUUGUGCGACUCAUCCUGCUGGAGGAUGAAGAGGAGGACCUGAAAAUCUCCCACCAUGCAGACAACACCUUGAAAAGCUUUUGCAAAUGGCAGAAGAGCAUCAACAUUAAAGGAGAUUCUCAUCCCCUGCAUCACGACGUUGCAGUCCUGCUCACAAGGAAGGACAUCUGCACAGCGAUGAACAGACCCUGCGAGACCCUGGGUCUGUCCCACGUGGCGGGGAUGUGCCAGCCCCACAGGAGCUGCAACAUUAACGAGGACACAGGACUGCCCCUGGCCUUCACCGUGGCUCAUGAGCUUGGACACAGUUUUGGGAUUCAGCAUGAUGGAAGCAGCAAUGACUGUGAGCCAGUUGGGAAAAGACCUUUCAUCAUGUCUCCACAGCUCCUGUAUGACACGUCCCCACUCACCUGGUCCCGCUGCAGCCGGGAGUACAUCACACGAUUCCUUGACCGGGGCUGGGGGCUGUGCCUGGAUGACCCCCCUGCCCAGGAGGUGCUGGACUACCCCUUGGUGCCCCCGGGUGUCCUCUACGAUGUGGGCCACCAGUGCCGGCUGCAGUACGGUGCCUACUCCACCUUCUGCGACGACAUGGAUAGUGUCUGCCACACGCUGUGGUGCACAGUAGGGAACACGUGCCACUCCAAGCUGGACGCUGCUGUUGACGGCACUGCGUGCGGGGAGAACAAGUGGUGCUUCAACGGCGAGUGCGUGCCCGUGGGUUACCGUCCCGACGCGAUCGACGGUGGCUGGGGCUCCUGGAGCUCAUGGGCUGCCUGCUCACGCAGCUGCGGUGCGGGCGUGCAGAGCGCGGAGAGGCAGUGCAGCAGCCCCACGCCAAAGUAUGGGGGCAGGUAUUGCCUGGGGGAGCGGAAGCGGUUCCGGAUUUGCAACGUCAGGCCAUGUCCCCCCGACAAGCCCUCCUUCCGUCAGGUCCAGUGCAGCCAGUUCAACCCCAUGCUCUACAAAGGGAAACUCUACAGGUGGACGCCGGUGCCCAACAACAUUAACCCCUGCGAGCUGCACUGCCGGCCAGAGGAUGAAUACUUUGCAGAAAAACUGCGGGACGCCGUCAUUGAUGGGACACCAUGCUACGAGAUGAACGCCAGCCGCGACAUGUGCAUCAACGGCAUCUGCAAGAACGUGGGCUGCGACUACGAGAUCGACUCCAACGCGGUAGAGGACCGGUGCGGCGUCUGCCACGGAGACGGCUCCACCUGCCACACCGUCAAGAAGACCUUCGAGGACAGCGAGGGGCUGGGUUACGUUGAUAUUGGGAUUAUCCCCGUGGGAGCACGGGAGAUCCGGAUUGAAGAAGUUGCAGAAGCUGGGAAUUUUUUGGCGCUGCGGAGCGAGGACCCGGAGAAGUAUUUCCUGAACGGCGGCUGGACCAUCCAGUGGAACGGGGACUACAGGGUGGCGGGGACCACCUUCACCUACAAGAGGACAGGGAACUGGGAGAACCUCACCUCACCGGGGCCCACUGUGGAGCCCGUGUGGAUCCAGCUGCUGUUUCAGGAGACCAACCCCGGCGUGCGGUACCAGUACACCAUCCAGCGCCCGGCCGACAGUGAGAACGAGAUUGAGCAGGCAGAGUUCCUCUGGCGCUUCGGCUCCUGGACCACAUGCACCGCCACGUGCGGGACCGGGGUGCAGCGGCAGAUUGUUCACUGCGUGGAGAAGCUGGCUGGCAUCGUGGAGGAGCGGUACUGCGACGCGCUGACGCGCCCCGAUGACCAGCAAAGGACGUGCAGCGAGGAGCCCUGCCCAGCCAGGUGGUGGGUCGGUGAAUGGCAGAAAUGCUCGGCCACCUGCGGCCAGUCGGGGCUGAUGAAGAGGACGGUGCUCUGCAUCCAGAGCGUGGGGCUGGACGAGCAGAGGGCAUUGCAGCAAGCAGAAUGCCAGCACCUCUCCAAGCCAGAUGCCACCGCACCCUGUCACCGGGAGGUCCCCUGUCCCUCCCAGUGGGCCAUGGGGAACUGGUCCGAGUGCUCCGCAACGUGUGGAAAUGGGACACAGAGGCGUCCUGUUUACUGCAGCAACAGCACUGGAGCCGCUUGUGACCCUGCAGAAAGACCCAGCUCGGAAACUAUUUGCUCCUUGCCGCAGUGCCAGAAGAAAUUAGACAAUGCCAACACAGAUUGGUCUGGCAGUGGGUCCUCCAGCAGAGAGAUAUUUAAUGAAAUCCAUUACAUCCCCAGCAACCACAUUGCUAAAUUUAACCCCUUAAUUCCAAAUAUUCCGGAGUCUAAUGAUGUCAAUAUCAUCACUGAGGAGGACUUCUCAGCCAGAAAGGGAAAUGUCUUUGUUGAUGAUUUUUACUAUGAUUAUAAUUUUAUCAACUUCCAUGAGGAUCUGUCUUACUAUCCCUUCACGGAGAAAGAGACCAAAGCUGAGGAGCGUAAGCCAGAGCUGAGCACCAAUGUCGUGGAGGGCUCCCAUGAGAUGCCUGCUGAUGUCCUGCACACUGUCAAGCCAGGAGGAGGAGCAAGCAAGGACCGUCUGGUAACCAGCGAAGCAAACACUUCUGCUGCCGUGCACAGCGAAGGAGAGAUGGAGCCUGGGGGUUUAACCAUGAAUGACCUCCUGAGCGUGAUCCCUGAGGAUGCAGGGACAGCCACUCCCAAAUUUGCCAUCCUUGACUUCAUGGGUGAGGAGGAAGAUGCAAGGUUUGUGUCCCGCUCCAAGGAUCACCCGCCCACCCAGAGUACCACAAGUCACAACUCUGCCAACAGCCAUGACCACCCACCCCUAGAUGAACCCCAGGGAACCGUGCCAGCGAGGACCAGUCCUGGGCAGGAUGCUCCAGCCCGUGGCCUUGCUCCCUGGGCUCCUUACCCAGAUGAUCCCUCCCCGCUACUGCCCACUGGCAGGGGCAGUGCUGAUGCAGACACGUCCAACAGUCUGGGAGAGCCGGGGAGCAGCGGCAAGGGGCAUGCAAGCACAGAGGGGCCAGGUAACACCAGCAGCGGGGAGCACAGUGUGGCCGGAUCUGCGGGGAGAGGUCAUGAAGACUCAGGGGAAAUGGGUCUUGUCAUCACCAGUGAUGCUAAUGGUGCUGCCCCCAAGACCAAGGAGCCAGAAGGGUGGGCAGAAAUGCCGGAGGGGACGGCGGGCACACAUGCAGCGUCAGUGGCCAACGAGCAAGCCCAAGGCACAGAGAGGGCAGGUCCUUCCUUCCCCACCCCUCAGGGACCAGGGCAGGAGAUGGGAAGGAGUGCUGGUGGCACCCGUUCUGCUGCAAGUCCCUAUCCUGUGGGUGCUGAUGGGGGUCCCGUGGGGCAGGCAGGGCACCAGCCAGAGCUCCGCACACCCACGUUCCUGACCUCGGCGCCCUUGGUGGCCGCUACAGCCUUUCCAGCAGCAGUAUCCUUGUCCCCUGCCGUGCCCGGGCCAGCCACCCAGCUUACCUCCAGUGGCCUCACCCAGCAAGAUGCCCUGGCACCAGCCAUGCCCACGGCCCCAGCUCACAGCCCUCCCAUGCACCCAGCGGGAGCAUCGCCCUCUGAGUCCCCCCCAGCGUGGUGGACCAUGGGGGUGUCCCACCACCCAGAGCCAGCAUCACCCCGUGCAGAGCAGACCUCCCGUGGGGCCCCGCUCAGCAGCACCGUCCCAGGGGAGCGCUUGCCGAGGACAACCUCAGGGACGUUUGCUUUCAGUGAUGGGGAACACGAGUUAUCCCAUCCCACCCCAGCACCCCUACCACUCUGGGAGAAGAAAAAGAUGGAGAAGGAGGAGGCUUUGCUUCCACCAUUGACCACCGUGGCAGCCACUGUGAUGCCCAGCUGGGAGGUUGGGAACUGGAGUGAGUGCUCGGCCACCUGCGGCGUGGGCGCGAUCUGGAGGACCGUGCGCUGCAGCACCGGCAGUGACGACGGCUGCACUGUGGCGAACAAACCCGUCCCUGCCCGGAGGUGUUCCCUGAGACCGUGUUCGUCAUGGCGUGUGGGGAACUGGAGUAAGUGCUCCAAGAGCUGCGGCAGGGGAAUGAAGGUUCGGGACGUGCAUUGCAUUGACACCAGAGACCAGAGGCUCCUACGGCCCUUCCACUGCCAGGCUGUCCUCUACAAACCACUGGCGCAGCUCCCCUGCCAGAGCACGCCAUGCCUGGACUGGUACACGUCCUCCUGGAGAGAGUGCUCGGAGUCAUGCGGCGGUGGGGAGCAGGAGCGGCUGGUGACGUGCCCGGAGCUGGGCCGCUGCGAGGAGACAUUAAAGCCCAAUGCCACCCGUCCCUGCAACGUGCACCCCUGCACCACCUGGGUGGUGGGCUCCUGGGGAGAGUGCACGGCUCCCUGCGGCGGGGGCAUCCAGCGGCGCCAGGUCAAGUGCAUCAACACCAAGACGGGGCUGGCCGAGGAGGACAGCAGCCUCUGCGACCACGAGCCCUGGCCCGAGAGCACCCAGAAGUGCAACCCGCAGGACUGCGAGAGCUCCGAGUCGGGCUUCGUCUGCGAGCGUGACCGCUUGACAUUCGGCUUCUGCCAGACCCUGCGGGUCCUGGGAAGGUGCCACCUCCCGACGGUCCACCUCCAGUGCUGCCGAACCUGCCGCCAGCACCAGCACCGUGCAGCACCCGACCGGGACCGCGGGGACGAGCGGGCCUCCAGGAGGUGACAGGACCGUCCCCAAGGGCAAGAAGCGCCAGGACCCACGGCAGCUCCCAGAGCAGCGUGGCGAUGGCGAAGGAGGGAGCCGGGUCACAGCCAGGACUUGCGGCUCUGCCUCGUCCCACGGCAGCGCCGGACGGUGCUGCCCGCAAGCUGCGCGGUGCUCUUUCAAAACACGGGGAAGGCUUGAUUUCUUUUAUUUGUGCUACACUAUAACGGUGCUCAAACCAUCAGUCUGAAAAAUAAGGUCUGGCGUGGGCUGGGUGUGCAGGUCCCACUGGUCCUGCGGGAGAUGCUGGGGCAGCCGGGACCCUCCGUCAGGGUCACGCUGCCGCUGGGCGACCGGCGGGGAAACAUUUUGGGAAAGGGAAACCGAAAGCAGCAAUGAUUCACGGGAGACCUCUCAGAAAUGCUUAUGGUGCUAUCAUUUGACAUUUUCAGCCUCUUGAUGGUGUUGGCAGGCCAGCACAAAACUCUUGACCUUUAUUAUUAUUUUUAUAUAUAUGA